Messenger RNA from Nilaparvata lugens (brown planthopper), 6034 nucleotides. RefSeq names its product E3 ubiquitin-protein ligase RBBP6-like. The coding region runs from base 285 to 4295 and encodes 1336 amino acids. The record is from RefSeq and is a predicted model, not a curated record. The transcript is spliced from 3 exons. Lineage: Eukaryota; Metazoa; Arthropoda; Insecta; Hemiptera; Delphacidae.
GUUUUUUGAUUUGUCGUCUGUCGUGUGAAAUUGGAGGCAAAGCAUCUAAUUUUUGAGAGAUUUAUUUGUCAAGAUUUUUAUUUAAUUUGCCAGAUAAACAAGACUUUAACUGGAAUUUUAAUGUUUAUUUAAUCUUUACAUAGGUUUUUAGUGGUAUGUCUUCCAUUAUUAAGUGUGCUUAUUAGAACCAAAUUCAUGGACGGUUUUAUAGGUUCUUGGUCUUAAUAUUUUGAAUUUCGAAGUAGCCUCAUAAAUUAUCUUCUGGUGGAUGAAUAAUCUGCAAAAUGUCGGGUGAUUCUACUUUUGGCAUUUCUAAUACAGAAGCUGCACUUUCCUCAUCUAAUAAUUCAGAUGAAGCGGACGGAAGCGUUGACGAUCUGUCGCAGAAGACCAAUUCACAGUCAGACCUGUCGGCGGCCGAGGUAGCGAAAUGGAGAGCGGAUAAUGAAAAACGGGUGAAUAAUCUGUUAGCGACCUUGUGGGACAGUAGUUUGGACCAGUCUGUGCCCGAAUGGACGGGCAACAGUCGCGCGUCAAGAUGGCGGCAACCGAGGAACCAAGAUGGCGACGGUGCGGCGAGGUCGAGCGAGCACUUCAACGUGCCCGAGAACGAUUCGAUCGACGCCGUUGAAGAGGAAAUACGCAGUCGUCGACGACCGUUCUCGAACGGCCAACGACGGAAAUCGUCGGCUGCCGACGUGGCCGCUGCGUAUAACGACAACACAACGGACGACGAAAACGUGUAUAAGAAACCGCUCCCGUUCGCCCAACGUCGGCAGACCGCUAGGAAACCGUCAGUUCCCGAUCCGAAUGCUUUCAACGAAACGCACAGUUCCGUAGAGGAGGAGAGACCAGUGAGGCGGACUAGAGGAGGCUUUUCAAAACGACCCAAGUCGAUUCCCAAUCCGGAGUUCUUCGAUUCGGCUACCAUGGAUGAGUCGGUGGUGGUCAAGGCCAAACCUAAGAGGUUCACGAGAUCUGCCAGGCAGGUGACAGAGGCUAAUAUGAAAGCGUUUGAGGUAUCCGAUGACGAAGAGGAAGAUGUUGGAGGAGAAGAUGAGAGAGAAAAAGAAACUAGAGGGGCAGAAGAUAAUAAGGAAGGCAAUAGAGCAACAGAAACAAGAGAAGGAGGAGAAGAUAGAGAAGGAAAAGGAACCACAGAAGAAGACAAGGGAAAAGAAAAUGCAGAACUAGAGGAAGGGAGUGAAUUGGAAGAGGAAGGUAGGGUUGAUAAAGCCGGAGAGGAAUCGAGAAAUUCAAUGGAUGAGUCGGAUGAAUCUGAGGCAGAAGAAGGAGGGGGCAAUAAGAGUGUGUCUCUAGUGAUCCAAUCUGAGGGGGAAGUUGGGGGAGAGGAUUCCCUAGAUGAAGACGUUGACGAGGAGGGAGAAGAAGAGGAGAAACAGGUGGUGGGACGUGCAAAAUCAGGGGUGAAAGGAGAUCAGGAUAAAGUUCAACAAAAAAAUCUCGUGGUUGGUGGAGGUAGCUCCAACGAACAAUCCAGUCUGCUUUUGGAAUACCAUUUGUCAACCGAAAACCAGAGUGUAAGCCACAAUAAAAGCUCGGCGUCUUUGAAGAGCAGUGCUAGUAUGACCAUGGAUAUAACAUUGGCAUCCCGGCGUAGCAGAAGUAGGCGAUUUACACAGCAGCGUUUAGAGAUGGAUAAAACUGGUGAAGGUGAACCGAAUCUGGGGAAGAUUUUGGACGGUUUAGAUGUGAUGAAUAUGUCGGCGAAAAAUUUGUUGGAACCGAUUGAAGGUGAAGUGUUGAGAAUAUCGCCUCUGAAGGAGAUAGCUGUGUCAGUUAAGAACGACCGGUCCUUGAGAAGUCGAAAUAACAGUGUUGUAUCGGAAAAGAAUAACAUAUCUUUGAGGAGCCGUGAUGAUAGUGGUGUUUCAGAUAGGAACAAUAGGUCUUUGAGAAGUGGGAAUAAAUCUAAUAGUGGUGUUUCAAAUGAGAAUAACAAAUCUUUGAGAAGUGGGAAUAAACCGGUGGUAGAAAAAGAACUGAAUAGUUCUGGGAAGUCAGGUAAAAAACGUAGUUCCGUAGCCAAAGAGCUGUUCAGCGAUAGUAGUUCUGGGAAAGAUACGUCUGGAAAUAAUUUAGAUGGUUCUCAGAAUCUGUUAGAUGGCUCCGUACAACCUUUGGACCAACAAGACGAUGGGGAAGUUGAUAGGAGUGAGAGAGAUGUAGGAGCCAAUAGGAGUAGCGCUAACAGUCAAACAGAGAAGAAAGUGGAUGAAGAACUGAAGAAUGGAGAUGGGGAUCUGAUGAAUAUGUCGUUGGCAAGUUUGAGAAAUAGGAUGCGUGGAGAGGCUGAUAGAAGUAAGGUUGAAGAUAAUGGUUCAAAAGAGAAUGGACGAAGAGGGGAGGAUGUCAAUGUGUCUCAAGUAGAGGGUUCAAAAGAAAGUUCCAAGGGUGGUGAUGAUAUUGUGAAUGAUACACAGAGAGGAGAACGGAGGAGAGGUAAGAGGGGGAGAGAAGGUGUUAACAAAAAUGCUACUCCGGAAGAAGAGAAUAGGGGUGAUGUGUCCAUGGAUGUAAUCAAUGAUUCUCAGAGAGAUGAAGGGGGUGUUGGUAACAGGAGUUUACGAAAUAGGAGAGGGAGAAGAGAUGCUAACAAGAGUGUAACUGAAAAAGACAGUGAAAAAGAGAAUGUGGAAAAUGGUGAUGUUUCUAUGAGAGGAAGAGGAGACGCUAACAAUAGUGUAGCUGAGACAGACAGUACAAAAGAGAAAGGGGAAAAUGGUGAUGUUUCUAGGAGAGGAAGAGGAGACGCUAAGAAAAGUGUAGCUGAAAUAGACAGUAUAAAAGAGAAUGUGGAAAAUGGUGAUGUUUCUAGGAGAGGAAGAGGAGACGCUAACAAAAGUGUAACUGAGACAGACAGUUCAAAAGAGAAAAUGGGAAAUGGUGAUGUUUCUAGGAGAGGAAGAGGAGACGCUAACAAAAGUGUAGCUGAAAAAGACAGUUCAAAAGAGAAUGUGAAAAGUGCUGAUGCUUCUAUGGAAGUUGAUAAUGAUAAUUCUAAACUGGAUGAAGUGGAUGGGGUUAACAGAGGUUUGAGAGACAGGUCGGCCGCUAAAAGACUGCUUAACACAUCUGUAAAUGAGGAACAGACUUCGAAACAACGCGGGAAGAGUGCUAUCGAUAGAGAAGGCUCGAAAGAGAAUGGUGAAGAUGUCCCCAAAACUUCUCUGAGAGAAUCAAGUGGUAGAAGUUUGAGGAAUAGAUCACGAACAAAAGGGAAAUCGAACGAAAGUUUGAAUGAGGAUCAGAGUCUUGAUGACUCAAUGAAUUUUUCGGUUCAUGAUUCUCUGGGUUUUGUUACUAAUGCCAAAAAGCGUGCCAGUCUGAAUGUUUCUAAAGGAGAUUUGUCGAUUCAGGAUGAUACUGACUCGCCGAUAGGAGUAAGCAGUAGGAGCUUGAGGGAUAGAUCGAGAAAUAGUAAUGAUAAAGUUUCUCAAGGAAGUGCUGAUUCAGAUGAUGUUAGAAGAAUGGAGAGGUCUUCGAACGGAGUAAGAACGUACACUAGUGAGGAGAUUGUUGGUUUCAAACAAGCCACUCAGGAGAACUCGCUAAUGUACAACAGUUUGGAUUCGAUCCGCGUUGACCCCUUACAACUUCCUCAAACUGACGUCAACGCGUCAGCGAUAGUCAACAACUCGUUGAAUUCCACUAGAGCUGAUCAGAACUCAUCUAACCGAGGUUUAGACGAAAUAAUGCCGGCACCCAGGUCGCUACCGGCGCGUAAACGGCGUUUAGUGGCCCCAACCGGCGGUACACCGUCGUUUUCAUUGGCCGCUCAGAAAAAGAAGAAGAAAACCGCGGAGGGAGAAAGUGACUCGAUUGCUGCUUUGGUGGAGAGAGAGAAGGAGAACAAUCAGCUGGCAGUGAACAGAAAUGGCGAGGUUGUAGCCGCCAAAGUCAACUACAAGUGUCCCAAACUGAAGAAACCUGAGGUGUGGGUGACUCCACGUCUCUACAAAUGGCUGAUUGAGAAGAUAGAACCCCGCUACAAGCUGCGGUCCCGUUUGAGAGCGGAGGAAUUUGUGGAUCUGUUGUGUUCUACGGUGAAAACGGUCAUCAAAAAAGAAGAAAACUACGAGAAGGAGGUUGAGGACCUGAAGUAUGAGAUGGCGCGACUGAAUAUGGUGGAGAACUUGCACGAGUUUUUCAUAUUUAUCUACGAGUAUUUGCCUUGGCGCUUUCAGGAUAAGUCUAUACCUCUACCGCAGUCUUUUAUUACGGGCAAGGUUGUCACCUACGAAAAAGGUACUCUUUAUGAUCCGAUUUUGUAAAAACGUUCUAAAAAAUUCUAUUCACAUGGAUUGUAUAUUAUAGACUACUUAUAUUAUGUUUUACGUCAUUCAUGAAUUUUAUUUGAAAGAAAGUAUUUGCGAAAAUUGUCAGUCAAAUUUCUGGUACAAAAUAAUGAUGAAUUUCUUCUAAAAUAAAAGAAACUGAAUUUUAUUUCUUUCAAACGAAUUCUACAUAUUUAUAUUGUAGUAAGUACCUUCAAUAUAUGAAGAUACCUUCAAAUGUAUGAUCAGAUUUUAGAGGAUUCUCAGAUUGUAUUUUGAAAUAGAAUAAUAGGAUCACAGAAUGUAAAAUAGAUUGAAUCCAAAAUAAGAAUAUGCUAAAACUAGUGCAACCUGAUUUUGAGUUAUGUUGAUAAAUAAUAGCUGAUUUUGUGUAUUUGGAAGUACAGGUUAUUUCUAAAUGAUGGACCCAUUUUCAAAAAUUGGUAUUUAUUAAAAUAAAAAUGCAAAAUGGACAAUCUUUAUACCAUUUGAAAGAGAAAGUUUCAAAGUUUUUUUUUAAUACCUUACAAGUGUUGAAUGUGGUCUCCGGCUGCUGCACGGCAAACAUCUACGCGGUAGCUAAACUCGUCCCACACGCGAGAAAGCGUAUCUGGUGUUAUUGAGUGCACGGCAGCAGUGAUACGGUUCCGCAGAUCGUGCAGCAGCCGGAGACCACAUUCAACACUUGUAAGGUAUUAAAAAAAACUUUGAAGCUUUCUCUUUCCAUCGGUAUAAAGGUUGUCCAUUUUGCAUUCUUACUUUAAUAAAUACCAAUUUUUGAAAAUGGGUCCAUCAUUUAGAAAGACCUUGUAAAAACAUAGGAUCAGAGAUUGUAGAAUACGGUAUAUUGAAUUUAAAAUCAGAAUUUAGUAAAAACUAGUGGCAUCUGAUUUUGUAAAGAUCAUUGGGAGAAAAAAUGUUGGAAAGAACACAAUUUUAGUAUUCUAUGUUUAUAAAAUGUUGAAAAUUUAUAGAUUGCAUAGAAUUCCAACAUACUUUAUGCUCUAUGAUGUUACAAGUGGUCUCCAGUUUUAGUGGAUUUACCACUCUUUAUUUAUAGGCGUGCUUAGAGGAUUUUGUAUUUCUCGUUCAUAUGCUUAUGAUUUUCUGUAGUGUUACUUCAAAAAUACUCAAAUUGUUUCUCAAAUUAAAGUAUGGAAACUAUAAUCGUAUUUUAUUACUUUUCUCGUAGAAUACUGAGAGUGCUUUUCUAUUUAGCUUUUAUACUAAUCUACCGUAUUCAGACAUGUACAAAAUUCUAAUUUUAUAUAUUUCAUACUGAAUAUAUCAAGCUGACUUGAAUUUAUUUGCCAAAAACAAAAUACAAAAAAGCUUUACAAAAAAAUAAAUUUAAGUAUAUGCUACUGCACUUAAACCAAGAUACAUACAUUUAUUUAAUUAGAUAUAAUAACGAAAUGAUAUCCUUAUUCAUGAUAUUAUAAAUAAUAGUUAUAAAAUGAAGAUUUAAUUUAUGUUCACAUGCAUAAGUACAGUAGGUGAGGCAAAAACACCGGCAAAAGGAAGAUUCCUUGUGCGCCAGUGUGAGUCGUAAAUCAGUUUAAUCAGGGAUUUAAUAUAUAAACUUGAAUUUGGCGUAUGAAGUGUUCGAAAAUGUAAUUUAUAAUAUGAAAUUGAUUAUUAUUUAAAAGUCAACGAUUGGAAAUAAUUCAAGUUCAGCCAUGCCUCUAUGGCUUAUUAAUUUAGAAUGUUGUGUUUGUAAUUUAGCUUAGAAAAUU